Messenger RNA from Penicillium verhagenii, 1734 nucleotides. RefSeq names its product Zn(II)2Cys6 transcription factor. Bases 1 to 1734 code for a protein of 577 amino acids. The transcript is spliced from 2 exons. Gene Ontology annotation, molecular function: zinc ion binding; transcription cis-regulatory region binding; DNA-binding transcription factor activity, RNA polymerase II-specific. Gene Ontology annotation, cellular component: nucleus. Gene Ontology annotation, biological process: positive regulation of transcription by RNA polymerase II. NCBI's taxonomy places the organism in Eukaryota, Fungi, Ascomycota, Eurotiomycetes, Eurotiales, Aspergillaceae. The record is from RefSeq and is a predicted model, not a curated record.
AUGGAGAUUCGCCCCGUGGGCGCGCCAGUGACGUCCACAUCGUCUGAGUCGCCCGAAUCCCACCCGCCCCAGCCCGCCCCGCCCCGUAAACGAGUACGCCGCUGGCACCACCGAGGUUUUACAGGCUGUUCGACCUGUCGCCGCCGUCAUGUUCGCUGUGACGAGGCCUCUCCGGCCUGCAAUAACUGCACGAGGCUGGGACUCGAGUGUGAUGGAACGCAGGGGAGAAUGACCUUCAAGGUCUACGGCCCCACACAGAUCCCGGAGCCACCUCCGCCGAAGGAAACCAAGAAGCGGAAGAAGAAAGCCUCCGACCCAAGCGACUCGAUCCCGGGGACGGGAACACUGGUCAUAAAGAAAGAGGAGGUGGACAGACCAUGGCAGGCUGUAGUGGUCUCCCCGACCACUGUAGCGCAACAACCGCAGGUCACCUUUCGCUUUCACGAACCGGUGCCUGCAAAAACCGUGCCCAAGUGUGUUCAAACCACAGACGAUCGCUAUCUGGGCCAUUUUAUCGAUCAAGUCUCGACCCUCCUUCUUAUUUACGAUAAUUCCGACAACACCAAUCCCUAUCGCCAACAUUUCCCCGAUUUUGCGCGCUCGUCGCCAUCUAUGGUGGGCGCGAUGCAGGCCCUAGGCGCAUUGCAUUUAGCCAAUACCUCUGUCGGACCGCAGCGCAUUUCGCAUUUUCAGCAGGCAAUGAGUAAAUAUGGGGAAACUGUGCAAUUGUUCCGAGCUCGGUAUGCUCGACCAAGUCAACAAUUAGGAAUGACCGAUUUCGCAACAUGUCUAUUGCUGUGUCUUUUUGAGAUGAUGGAUUCUCAAAACUACAACUGGGCUGUGCAUCUCAAGGGUGCCCGUGAGAUCUAUAACCUUCUCUUCUACCCCCAUACUGGCGGAACCUCUACUCGCGAGGUGCAGAGAGUCGCCGAAUGCAAUCACCCCCUUCGAUCAUUUCUUGUCUCCUUAUUGUCAUACCUCGAUGUGGCAGGUGCAUGUGCCACCCCCGGUGGCACUGUUGUCGAAGGGAACUAUUGGAAGACCCUCGGCGGCGGGUGGGAGUACAAUCUGGGGACACCUAGUCUAUCAUCACCUACAAUGCCCGACAACCCGCGCCUGAUAGAACUGCGACACGCAUGGUCAGGAAUGAUGGAAGUCCAGGCGGCGAUCAGUACCUUUGCCCGUGACAAGCAGUGGAUGCCGCCUACCCAGCAAGACAUUGUCUACAAAGACAUUUUCAACCGAUUAGUGGUGUGGCGAGCUAGUACGCCAAUCAGUCUUCAGCUCCUGGGUGACAUGGAGCUAGAUGAUGAAACCCUUGCCCAGUUUCCCUUUCCCGAUAUGUUAGAGUAUGUCGGAUGCGUCGAAGCCUAUGAGAAAGCGACUUUUUUGCAUCUGCACCAGAUCGCUGGCGCAGGUCGAAUUCGCUGGAUUACAGAUCGAGCUUACCUGGAUAUGCUCAUCACUCGAAUUCUAACCUUGAUCCGCAAGUUAUCCAAGGGCGUUGGCCAAUUAGCCAUUCUGUGGCCCCUCUUCAUUGCUGGACAAGAAACCCGCAAAGAAGAAGAACAACAAUACGUUCGCAAGACCAUGGAAGAGUUGAAACGCUUUGGCUUUAAGAAUGUCGACAAGGGCCUUGAGCUACUUGAGGGGGUAUGGUUCAAACGACGAGCCUUCCCUGAAGGCUGGACUGAGACAUUGGAUGAAAUCCAAUCGAACAUUCUUCUACCUUAA